AUGAAGCUAGCAUGCUUCUGGAUUUUAUUGUUGGAAGCAGUCUUGGCAAAUGAAGAUUCAGAACUUUAUUGCGAGGAUUAUUUUGAAAACGAAGCUUACCCGCCGCCUUCCAAUCUCACCGUUUUUGCUCAACAAUUGCAGGACCCAAAAAGUAGCGAGAAUCGCUAUCGCUGGCCUUGGCUAGUCAGUCUUGGUGGUCGUUGCGUCGGGUCGCUCCUCGGUCCGCGUUUUGUUCUGACGGCCGCUCAUUGCUGCCAUAAUCCGGUCGGACACGAGUACGAUAUUUGCCUCUUGCGUCUCGCCCAGCCCGCUGAGAUAUCCAUUUCGUCGUAUCCAAUUUGCCUGGUUCACCGGAAAUCAACGAUUAUCAAAGAAAACAGCCUGGGCGCGUCUGCUGGUUGGGGAGAUUUGAGCCAGUUCGGAACGCCUUCGAAAAAGAUCAUCGAUGAUCCGCUAAGAAUACAGCCUGUUGAGACUUGUCAGCGAGGAUUCCACUUUUUUGAUCCGGAGAAAACGUUUUGCACUGGUCAAAUGAUGAGGAGUGGCAAAAGACCAACUUGCACUGGAAGCGGCGGAUCGCCAUUUGUCAUGUGGAACAAGAACAAACCGGUCAUCGCUGGAUUAACUUCACUUGGGCUCGGUUGCGACAUGGGUCGGCCACUUGGUCUUCAGACACAGAUUCAACCCUUUGUUGGCUGGCUCGUGAAUAAGGCGAUUGAUAUGGGCGCGCAAAUGACAUCCGGCAAGAUGAGGAGCAUGGCGAGGAAGAUAAAUCUCAAAAGCGCGAAUAGCAUCGAUGAAUCUCCUCGAGCUCAACGCAGAGCUCUGAAAGCACAGCGCCGCGCCAUGAAAAUGGUCGAAAGAAGAAAAGAACUCGAGAAACGCGAAAUGCUCGCUGACCGAUUCAAAGAACGAAUGCUCCGGCGGAAGAAAGCAUUUCUGCCGAAAGAUAUUCGAAGAUUUGUGAAGCUUUCUUUGCAAGAAAAGAUAUCUUCGAAAGAGUUUUUGAGACCAAAUCAAAUUGAAAAAAUGCGGAGCAUUGACUUAGACGCAGAUGAAGAAAACAUCUGCUCUCCGCAAGGUCUCUCCUCUGUAUAUACAGACAUUGAAGCAAUCAAGUGCAGCCACAAACGAGGGAGCUUGCAUUGCUCAUUCGAAUGCCUCAUCCCUGGGUAUGUGCCUACCGCCAAACUGACCUGCAAAGACAACGUGUGGAAGGAAACAUUCACGACAGAUACAAACACUAUCUGUGGAAGCCCUGAACUUUGA
Messenger RNA from Oikopleura dioica, 1269 nucleotides. The record is from the annotation of a GenBank genome assembly. Lineage: Eukaryota; Metazoa; Chordata; Appendicularia; Copelata; Oikopleuridae.